UUUAUUUAAUUGUUGUGAAACAUUUUCAAACAAUUACAUUAAUUCUAAUAUUUGUUGCUAAGUUACAACAAUUAGAGGAAGUAUGUAAUUAUUUAGAAACUCUAGUAUUAAUAUAAACAUUGUAAUUAGGAAAUGAACUGAAUUCUUAGUGUUAGUUAUGUUUUCUAAUUGAUUUAUUAUCCACUUUAUAAUACAUUUUAUAUUAGAGUAUAUAUAAUAUUGAAAUAUAUGCACAAAAAAAAUGAAAAUAUAUAUGUACAUUAAGUAAAACAUAAUAGUAUAACUUAAACAAUUGUUAAUGGUUAACAGAAAAACCGUACCGAAAAAACGGUUAACCGCUUUAAACGGUUACGGUUCGCAAAAAGAGCGUACCGAAACUUCCGGUUACCGAACCGAAAUAUUGUUUCGGGACGGUUAACCACCCAUGAACACCCACAACAAUUGGUCUAGAACUACGUACUUUGGAUUGAGAUUGCUGCUUUUGAUUGCAUAAGAAAGAAGAGAACAAAAUUUAUCAAAAAACACAAAAAAAACGAAGAAGAGAACAAAAUAAAUGACCUCAAUUUUAUGUAGUAAAUUGUAAUUUAAGUACAUUUUCAAAAUGAAAUUCUUGUCACUGGUGUCUCCUCCUAUUGUAGAGAAGUAUCUUCCAAAUGGAGAUUACUAUGUGGGGCAAUGGUACGAGUAUUGUCCCCAUGGUAAUGGGAAGUACAUAUGGAGUGAUGGAUGUAUGUAUGUAGGAGAAUGGUUUCGCGGGCAAGCUAUAGGGAAAGGUAGGUUUAGUUGGCCUUCAGGGGCUAUCUAUGAAGGCGAGUUUAAGAGUGGUUAUAUGGAUGGUAAAGGUAGUUAUACCGGCCUAGAUGGGGAGACAUAUAAAGGUUUUUGGGUAAUGAAUAUGAAGCAUGGUUCUGGUGUAAUGAGUUAUGAAAAUGGUGAUAUCUAUGAUGGAGAAUGGCGACACGGGGUACAAGAAGGACAAGGCAAAUACCAAUGGAACCGUCAUGGGAAUGUUUACUCGGGCGAGUGGAGAAAUGGCCUCAUUUAUGGUAAAGGAGUAAUGCUAUGGGAAAAUGGGAAUUCUUUUCAAGGAAACUGGCUUGAUUCUUUACCUAAAGGUGAAGGAAUUUACAAGUGGAACAAUGGAAGUUACUAUCAAGGAUACUGGAGUAGACAUCCCAGGGAGAUGAGUGUAACAUAUUAUCAACAACCACAACCACAACCACAACCACCUGAUCAAAUAUUAGAUGAUGAAUUAUCAGAUGAUGAUGAUCCAUCAUCUUGUUCAUGGGAUCCUCAAGACUUGUAUAAUGAAAUAAUUUUGAGUGGGUGUAAGGUAUGUCCAACUGAAAACAUUACUGUUUUUCCAUCGCAGAAGAAGCUCGCGCCAUGGAAGUCACAGAAAGGAAUUAGGCCAGGUCGCAUGUCCGUAGACUCCAGGAUUAUUCCAGCUCCUGCCCAUAUGUGGGAAGCAGAUCAUCUAAGUUUUUCAAGUGAAGGUAGUAGUAGUAGUAGUAGUCAUCAAAGGAAUUCAGUUGGUGGAAGAGAUACUACUUAUGUUGAUUUAGAGGGUCUCAAUCUUGACAAUUACACUACUAGUAGUAGUACUACUUCUAGGAUUAUGGCACCAGGGACUCCAGGAAGACCACUUAGAAUACCUAAAGUUGGCAAAAAACAGGGGGAGAUUAUUACUAAAGGUCAUAAAAACUAUGACCUUAUGCUCAAUUUGCAGUUAGGAAUCAGGCAUGCUGUUGGAAGACCUGCUCCACAGACAUCUUUUGAUUUGAAGUCAUCUGCUUUUGAUCCCAAAGAAAAAGUUUGGACAAAAUUUCCAUCAGAAGGUUCAAAGUAUACACCUCCACAUAAUUCCUGUGAAUUCAAAUGGAAAGACUACUGCCCUUUAGUUUUCAGAGCUUUGAGGAAACUUUUCAAGGUAGAUGCAGCUGAUUACAUGUUAUCAAUCUGUGGGAAUGAAGCACUUCGAGAGUUGUCUUCUCCUGGAAAAAGUGGGAGCUUUUUUUACUUGAGUAGUGAUGAUCGUUACAUGAUUAAGACAAUGAAGAAGUCAGAAGUCAAAGUACUUCUAAGGAUGUUAUCAGCAUACUAUAAUCACGUUCGAUCAUUCGAGAACACGCUUGUGACCAAGUUUUUUGGGCUUCAUUGUGUGAAAUUAACGGGUACAAUCCAAAAGAAAGUACGGUUCAUAAUAAUGGGGAACUUAUUCUGCACGGAGCACACCAUUCAUAGACGUUUUGACUUGAAAGGAUCUUCACUUGGUCGGUCAACUGAUAAACCUGAGGAAGAAUUAGAUGCAAGUACAAUUCUCAAAGACCUUGAUCUCAACUUUAUAUUUCGAUUGCAAAAGGCAUGGUUCCAAGAUUUCUGCAGACAAGUCGAUAGAGAUUGUGAGUUUCUGGAACAGGAGAGAAUAAUGGACUACAGUUUGCUAGUUGGCCUUCAUUUUAGGGAAGCGUCAAAAGCAGGGGACCUCAUUCCUUCUGGAGCUCGGACACCUAUUGGAGGUCCUCGUCUUUCUAGGGUAGAUAUGGAUCAGCUACUAAUUGACCCAGCUUGGUGGGCUAGUGUUAGAUUAGGGAUAAAUAUGCCAGCUCGGGUUGAAAGGGCUGCAAGAAGAAUUGAAGGUGAGACACAGAUAUUGGAGCCAACAGGAGAAUUCUACGAUGUAGUAAUGUUCUUUGGAAUCAUAGACAUACUACAAGACUACGACAUUAGUAAAAAACUUGAACAUGCUUACAAAGCCAUGCAAUAUGAUGCUACCUCAAUAUCAGCUGUAGAUCCAAAACUCUACUCCAAACGCUUUCGUGAUUUUAUUUACAAAAUUUUCGACGAAGAUUCUUAUUAUAAUUAAACUCAUGUAAACUAUAACACAAACUCUUCUUGGGACCUUGCAAAUUACGUGAUUAUAUUGUUGUUGCCUCUUUUGUUUUGUAUGAGAAGAAAGUAGGAGGGUUUCUAAGGAGAUCUUUUUUUUGCCAAAAAACUGUAAUUUUUGUACGAUUUGCGAACAGAUUUUGUAAUGAAAAGGCAUACUUUUUUUUGUUGUUGCAUUCAUCAAUGUCUUUGAUCAGUUAAUAACAUACUAAUGGUGUUUUCGAGGAAUCAAAAUCAUCUGUCAAAAAGUUUGUGUAUCCAAAACGACAAGACAAUGCAAAGUAAUUUUUGAGUAGAUCAUAUGAGUUAUAGCCUUGCUCAACUAAGCUUAUUAGGAUCUGAGUUGAGUUCGAUUUGAAGUCUUGAUCCAACUCGAG
Beta vulgaris subsp. vulgaris (sugar beet) is the source of this 3266-nucleotide messenger RNA. RefSeq names its product phosphatidylinositol 4-phosphate 5-kinase 4. NCBI's taxonomy places the organism in Eukaryota, Viridiplantae, Streptophyta, Magnoliopsida, Caryophyllales, Amaranthaceae. The coding region runs from base 602 to 2866 and encodes 754 amino acids. The record is from RefSeq and is a predicted model, not a curated record. Gene Ontology annotation, molecular function: ATP binding; 1-phosphatidylinositol-4-phosphate 5-kinase activity. Gene Ontology annotation, biological process: phosphatidylinositol metabolic process. The transcript has 9 exons.